AUGGGAUCAGGAGCAAGAGGCAAAUUUUGUCGGGAAGGGUUCCAAGAUAUGCUACCAAAAAUGGCAGAAAAGUUGGGAGGUGAAGGCCUAAUUAAAGAGCUCUGCAACGGGUUCGAUUUGUUGAUGGAUAAAGACAAAGGCAUGAUCACUUUUGAAAGCUUGAAGUACAACUCUUCAUUGCUUGGAUUGCAAGAUUUACGAGACGACGAAUUAAUGAGCAUGUUAAAAGAAGGUGAUUAUGAUGGCGAUGACGCUCUCAAUCAAAUGGAGUUUUGUGUGUUGAUGUUUCGGUUAAGCCCCGAGUUGAUGACAGAAUCCAAGGCGUUACUUGAUCAAGUUUUGCAACAAGAAUUCGGGUCAAAUUAACGUCGAUGUUUUUUAUUCAAAGUAAUUUCAAGUUUGUGGUAUUCUUGUCGUUAGAAUGUUCAAUAAAUUAUGACAUAUUGCAGCAUCGGUAAAUGGCUAUAUAUA
Messenger RNA from Cynara cardunculus var. scolymus (artichoke), 471 nucleotides. Its product is annotated as calcium-binding protein PBP1-like. NCBI's taxonomy places the organism in Eukaryota, Viridiplantae, Streptophyta, Magnoliopsida, Asterales, Asteraceae. Gene Ontology annotation, molecular function: calcium ion binding. Bases 1 to 366 code for a protein of 121 amino acids. The record is from RefSeq and is a predicted model, not a curated record. The transcript has a single exon.